Molecule: messenger RNA, 2652 nt
Organism: Medicago truncatula (barrel medic)
Lineage: Eukaryota; Viridiplantae; Streptophyta; Magnoliopsida; Fabales; Fabaceae
Exons: 3
Coding region: 160-2424 (754 amino acids)
Cellular component (GO): nucleus
Molecular function (GO): transcription corepressor activity
Source: RefSeq, a predicted model, not a curated record
GGAACCCUUAACACGUUUAGAAAUCCAUUGGAGUGAGUGACGUUAUAAAUAAACUCGGCUCGUGUUUUAGAAGUUGUUCUUCUUCUUCUUCAUGCUUUUGCAAAUUCACUCAUCUCGUCACCUCUUUCUUUCAUUCACAAAAACAAUCUCAUCAAUCAGAUGGUGUCCUUUGAGCAGAAUGAUUUUGAUACUUUCAUUGAACAUGCAUCUGAUGAUGACCUUGAAUUCAGUCCACGAAUCGGUCCUGAGUACCAGGCAGAAAUUCCUUCUUUGAUUGAGAAAUCAGACCAGCUUUCACUUCGAACGGAUCCUACUGAUUCAGAAGAUGUUCAUGAUAAAUCACUUUCCUCUGCAAUAAGUUUGCCCAUCCCAGUCAUAUGGAGUAUUGCUGACACAAAUAGCUUUGUACUAGGUUUGUUUAUUUUUGGGAAGAACUUUACUAAGAUAAAAAGAUUCAUAGAGAACAAACGGAUGGGGGAAAUACUUACAUUUUACUAUGGAAAGUUUUACGAAACUGAUGGAUAUUGUAGAUGGUCGGAGUGCAGGAAAUUAAAAGGGAGAAAAUGUAUAAUAGGGAAGAAACUUUUUGCCGGAGCGAGGCAACAAGAACUAUUAUCUCGCUUGAUUCCUCAUGUCUCUGACGAAUCUCAAGAUACAUUUUUACAGGUUUCUAAAUCAUAUGUUGAGGGAAGAACUUCUCUAGAAGAAUACAUAUCUUAUUUGAAGUCUACUGCUGGACUUGGCGUUCUUGUGGAAGCAGUUAGUAUUGGUAAGGAGAAGGGAGACCUUACUAGGCUUGACGUGGAACCUAGGAAGAACAGUCCUGGGGCAUUUUCAGCACAAACUUGCAAAGCUCUGUCUUCUUUUGGACCUAGUGAUAUAAUUCAAUCCUUGACAGGAGGAUUUCAGCUGAGCAAAACCAAAAGUGACGAUCUCUUCUGGGAAGCUGUUUGGCCUCGAUUACUGGCAAGAGGUUGGCACUCUGAGCAACCAAUGUAUCAAGGCUAUGUUACCUCCAAAGAUUAUCUGGUCUUUCUUAUUCCUGGUGUUGAUAAGUUUUCGAGGAGAAAACUUGUGAAAGGUGAUCAUUACUUUGAUUCUGUUAGCGAUGUCUUGAACAAAGUGGUAGCUGAACCGAAUAUUCUUGAGCUUGAAGAGGAAGAAUCUAAAGUUCACAGCUGCAAUGAGGAACAGCCAGAAAAGGGAACAAAUGAAGAUGAUUUAUCGGAUGAUCAUCGUCAAUGUUACCUCAAGCCCCGAUCUUUUACCUACAAUAAAGAUCAUAUAAAAUUAAUGGGUAUUGAUACCAGUUUGGUGCAUAAAGGAAAGCCAUCUGAUUUCAGGGAUUUGAAAUUUGUGCCUGUUAAUUCAGUUCGUAAAGUUGAGCCAGAUGCUGCUGGUAUAAACGAUGAAGGGCAAAGUUAUACAAGGAAUGUAAAACAUAGCAAGGAUAUGUCUAAAAGCAUUAAGCGGAAUUCGACAAAGUUGACGGUCAUUGAUACCAAUAGACUUUCCGAAGGAAAACUAUUGAAGAAAAUGAAACAACCAAAAUAUCCGUCGGUUGAAUUGGGAGAUGCUUCUAGGAUGACUACGAAUCUUCUGAAAGAAAGUAAAGGCGUCUCUUCAACUGAUGAUUCACGAAGAAUGGUGGAAGCUAAGAUGGUGCUAUGUGGUAAACAGAAAAUUAACAAAACUGAUAGUGAUCCAAACAAGAUGGUUGAAAGCCAGAAAAAUCAACACACUUCUGUGUUUGGUGAUAAUCGAAUGAAGAGGAUCAUAAAACAUGAAUUCAAUCAGAGAGUAAUAUCCGGUGAUUCUAAUCAUGCAGCUGUUCCUAUUAAAAGGAGGAGAUUAACUGCUUGUGUCAAGGCAGAAAAAAGCCACAUCACUGAGAAUUCUUCAGUAGGUUUGGGAUCGGAUAAACUGGGAUUCUCUCAUUCUUCUAGCUUUCAAGAUGCCAACCAAAAUGUUUGGCAUUCAGUUAGUCAUCAGCAGCAGCACAGAGGAAGUUUCACUGCUUCUUUAGCACACAGAAGUGUGGAAGAGAAUAAUGAAAAAAGCAUUCUCAAGGACUGUUAUCAACGCAAGAGUGUUCCUUGUGUUCAAGUUCAGAAAUGCAAAUCGUCCACCUUCAACAGACCCAAGGUUCCAUCGAAAUCUGUAAAUAUCAAAACAAUGGCGACGGUAGAGGAAGGUGAGCAUGGCCUAAAGACAAAUGAUCCAUGUCUAGCAUCUGCUACUCAGGAAGUAGUUGAGGAGCCUCUGAGAACACCUUGUGAUGUUGAUUCUUUGGAAAAACAGGCUGAUAUAAAUCUGAGGAGACAAAGCACUAGAAACAGAUCGCUGACAGUUAGAGCAUUGGAAUGUAUUGCAAAUGAAUUUUUGCAUGUGCAAAGUAGACAUAAAAGGAGAGACACACACUAAGAUCCUUUCAAUCCUUGCGGCAAGGCUCAUACAAGAGGUGAAACAAUGCUGCGUCGUCAUUGUUCAGAUCAUGGGAAUGCAGUUUUAGAACAAGAAGAAAGGUUUUUGAUUGAAGAUGGCAAUGUUGGCUAAAUAUUGCAAAAACAUGUAAAUCUUUUUUUUUUUUCUUAAGAAAGAAUAUAUUUAUUUUUACAGAUAAAUUAUCAAUCAGAUAUGGAACCUUCAAUA